Molecule: messenger RNA, 8469 nt
Organism: Lymnaea stagnalis (great pond snail)
Lineage: Eukaryota; Metazoa; Mollusca; Gastropoda; Lymnaeidae
Source: the annotation of a GenBank genome assembly
ACAGCACUUCCAUUACCUUGGUGUUGCAAAAAGUGUGUGGUGAAAGCCAACGGUGAAUUUACUUCUGUCGGGAAAUACGUAAAUUAGACAAGGAAGCGUCUCUUUGUUCGUUUGUUUUUUUUGUUGUUGUUUUUUUUAAUUGGCUAAAACGAAAUCGAAAAUCUAUUUUCCCCAGAAAUGAACGUAUGGAUUGGAAUGUGUUUGUCCGGAACUUUUCUGUAUAUAAAGAGCUGUUCGAUACCGGUCAUAGUAAACAGCUCAAGUUGAACUUGGAUUGCUCAGGUCAGAGCUCGUACUAUUUAUUAAAAUAAUAAUAAUAAGGCCAGAGGUGUUUAUUAAGCAAGACAGACAAAAAAAAGUUUAAUAUAAAUCUUCAAAGUUUUAAAAUGUUUCUAACAUUAAAAUCUCAUAAAUGUUACGUUUUAAAUAUGUAUAUGUAUAUGGUUUAGAUGUAUAUAUAAAAACACACAAAAGCAUCAAAUAAAAAAAAAAUCAAGUUAAAAUUUUGAUAACUUGCGAGAUAUUUUAACAGUUCCAAGUAAAGAUCUACUAGAAAUUGCAGACACAGAUCGAUAUGUGUAAUGUCUAAACGUCGAUUUAAGUCAGGGAAACGUCCUGUCAUAGUUUAAUUCAUUACUUAUACAUUCCUUUAACCGAAUCGGGUGUUCUUCUUACAGAGUACUCUCUCUUUGUUUAAACGAGUAGCCAGCCAAUAGUUAACAAGCAUGGAUUUCAGAUUUCUGGCAGCGCUCUGCUCUAUGUUCACGGUAAGUGAGAUUUUUUUUUGUUUUUUUUUUUUUUUUUUUUUCUUUAAUUGUGUUUUUUUUUUUUUUUUUUUUUUUUUUUUUAAAAAUAAAUGGAAGUAUUUUUCUUUAAAAGUUGCGCCUGAUAUUUCAAUUGGUGGAAUCUUAACAUAUCAAGCUGAUUCUGACUAUGUUUGUAUAUAUUUUUGUAAUUUAGUUUAAUACUUUAUAUAAUUUUUUAAAAUGUUUUUAAAAAUGGAACACGACCAUAUUUGACAUGGUAAUACCUUCCUUACCUACACGUUGUUCCUGUACAUUUUGGUGAUAGUCCCUUUAAGACCAAAGCUGUAAUUUAAAAAAAAAAAAGUUAAAGGUACAGAGUAAAAAGUUGUUAAAAUGUUACUCCCAAAUUGCUUGAAAAUGACCCCUUUUUAAGUUUGUUCCGGGUAAAUUUUUAUGUUGCACGCAUUUAUAGAAAUCCUUUAAUCAGAAAGGUACUAUUUAAUUAAUAUAGUUGGUUUUUUUUUUUUUUGGUGCGCUUUAAAGAUACAAUAAAGGUCAUUUUUUCAAAUUUUGGUAGCCCUAUAUCAACGAAAUACAAGACAAUACAAUAUGAUGAUUUAAAAAAAAAAAUCUAUUUCACUGUCGGGGUGAAGAGAUCGUGGGACACUAGAUAAGAUUUUGUUUAAUUUUCAAGGCGUGAGAAAAUGAGAAAAGGGGUUUUUUUUUUUUUUUAGUGCGAUUUAAAGAAAAAAUAAAGGUAAUUUUUUAAAAUUUUGGUAGCCCUAAAUCAACGAAAUACAAGACAAUACAAUAUGAUGAUUUAAAAAAAAAAAUCUAUUUCACUGUCGUGGUGAAGAGAUCGUGGGACACUAGAUAAGAUUUUGUUUAAUUUUCAAGGCGUGAGAAAAUGAGAAAAGGGGUGCCACUGCGUACGCAGGGUGCCAAGGGAAGAAACUGAUCUAUUGCACUUUUAGUCAUGUUUACAACCAAUAGGUUAUACUUUGACUUACCAUAAAGUUAAGCGUUGAAACGGGAUCCUCUUGAUGAAAAAUGGAGUCAGCGACGUAACUUGGGGGUGGGGGGGAUGAGCGAAAUGGGGUCGACCACCCCGGAUGGCCCUUGAAGUUUUUUUAAGUUACCAACGAUUUAUUAAAGAUUUUUUUGGGGUUGGGGGCGCAAUGCGAUGAGCUCAAACCGAGUGAGAUUUGGAAAAGGCGCUUCAUCGGUAUGUUUUAUGUGUUCCACGCCAUUCUAUUUAGAUUUAUUCUUUGUUUACAGUUUUCCAAAGAUCAUUUGAAAUGGUUGUUCUAUCAAAGGAAUCUCCGUUAAAUCAACGAGGUGGUGCAAGGAAAUGCACAUUAAAACCCAUAAAAAUCUUAUUUAUCCGUACGUAAAUGGUAAUUUUUAAUUACUUGUAAGUUUUAAAUAAUAAACAAAAAUAACCCUCAAAAAGAGUUCAGAUGUCCGCCGUGUAUCUUUCUGAUUUCUGGUUUGAUAUUGAUUUACUUUGAAAAGGUGAACAUUUCUCAGUAUGGCUGUUGUACCACACGCAUUUCUAUAUGAAUUCAUACUUAGAACAGAUACUUCUUUAUGUGGAUUGAUAGUUGUUACCAUUCAUUAUUGAGCUCGUAGGAGACCGAGGUUCCCAAAUUAUGUGGGUUUUUUUUCUUAUAAGAGUUAUAUAAAAAAUACAAUGAAUAAGAUAGAAAUAAUUUAUACUUGUUAAAUAUGAACUUAAAGAUCGUGAGGGUUUUUAACCUUAGAGCCUGGUGUCCAAUAAGUUCCUUUUGAAUCCAUGGCCAUAAUGUAAGUACCUGUAGUCUUGUACAUAAACAUAAGUUCUGUGUGAAUUCGUGGAUGUUUAUGCCAAACGUGGCCGGCGUACCUUUUAUAUUCCAUAUUGUAAUAUGGUUGGAUUCUAAAUUAAUGAUAUCCUAAAACGACAAACUCGUUACAAUAAUUUUAUUUUAAUUUAAAAAAAAUAUCUAUACUUCAAGCAUUUUUUAAAAUCUACUUUAAUAUAAUAAGACAAUAUUUUUUCAACAAAAUUUUGUUCAUUGUGAAAAAGUAAAGGCUCUAAUUUUUUAAAAACUCUUUUUGUUGCCAGCGAUCACAAGAGUUGAUAUUUAUAAGGGAACAUCAUUUGCAAAAUCGGAUUUCAAUGAGAUAAAUUUUAAAAGUUACUUAAAAAUUUUAUCUGUUCGAUUUUUAUAGAGCACGCAUCUUAGGAAUAGGUUUGUUCCGUGUAUCCCAUUCUAUUUCAAGUGCUUAACAGCCAAAGUUUUGGCAUUGAUAAAUAUUUCAUUUCUUUUUUAAUAAGACAUCCUUUAAACCAUAUUUAAACUCAAGGCUCGCGGGCAACAUCCAGCCCGCCGUAAAAUUAUAUCAGGCCCGCGAGGUCUUGACUUAAGUGCACUUAUAUCCAAGUCAACGUUAUGGUGUUUCCAAGUGCGUACUUUGCUGAAAAUCUUAGCCUGCUUCGCGCCGAUUUCACACGUAGCUUUAGUGAUUUUGAAGCACAGAAAUGUAAUUUCGAGCAGUUUCGUUACCCAUUUUUGAUAGACGUGGAAAGAGCAUCUGUAAAUUUGCAGAUGGAGCUAAGGGAGGUGCACUUUAAUGGGACACUAUAGGCAAAGUACGACACAGUUGGGCCUGCACAGUUGACUAUUUUCAUUCCUGAAGAAUUGCCCCAGCCUAGUCUACAUGCGGCUCGAACCAUGAACGUGUUUGGUAGCACAUACAUGUGUGAGCAGCUGUUUCCUGUGAUGAAGAUUAAGAAAACAUCACACAGGAGUCAUCUCAAUGAUGAACACUUGCAGUCCAUCAUGAGAAUCUCAAUGACAGAGAACGUUACUCCCAACAUAAGCGAUAUUACUUUCUUUUGUAGCCAAAAAAAAUGUGCCAAACAUCCAGCUCUGAAAAACUGGCAUAAGAACGAAUAUGGGAAUAUCAAUGGUUUUAAUUAAUAGAAGAAUUUUUUUCUGUUUUCAUUAAUUUAAUUUUUUUUUUUUUAAAAAAAAUAAUUUUUCUCUUUUUUAAUGUUUAUCCCCCUAGGCCCCCAACCUUACAUUUAAUUUUAGUUUUUCCCCCCCCCCCCCGAACGAUUGAGUUUGACACCUCUGUUUUAAACUGUAAUUUAGACUUUGAAUCAAUAGCUUUUGACUGGACCAAGCUUGAAUAUCAAAUGAAACGGACUGGGCCCCAAUUUCAGUGUAUACAAGAGUUAUUAUCAAUCUUGCGUUUUUGUGUGUGUGUGUCUGUUCAAUUUAGAUUGGAACUUAAGUGUGUCACAAUCAUGAAACGCGUUAAGCAUUUUUUCUUCUUCGAAUGCAGACCCGUGAAACUCCGGGUAUAUUAGCUAGUCAAAAAUAUAUUCUUCGGUCUGUUUGACGUCUGCCAUAUUUGACACAACUUGAGUGAACCCAACGUUGUCAGCUGUGAGGGAAGCUGGUUGUCAACUCCUACACGUCUUCUUGGAUUGAUUACAUUCGUCAGUUCUUAUUCAUACGUUGAAGCGUCGUACUAUUCUCACUAUCAGUUAACAAACUCAACUCCUUUACAUAAUAACUAUAACUUUAAUAUCUAAGUAAAUAUAAUACACAUCCUAUCACUUCAAGGUUCCACUCAAGACUGCCCCACGACUACAACAUACGUCACAACACUGCAUAGACAAUACGUCACGACUCAGCAUAAAAAUACGUCAUAAAGACAAUGGCGGGAAGAGCGUUCACUAACUAUAAUAGUCAAGCGCGGGAAAAGCGUUCAACAACUAAUGAACAUAAUAUUGAGUCGCAACAAUUCCUAAUGAACGCUCAUACUCGACACUGGUCGCGGGUUAAAAAAAACAACUUAAGGUGUGCUUUUGAAGUACCAAGGGGGCGAAAACUAAAAAAUGUAAUAUCAUUCCAAUCCUUUUUCAUAAAAAAACUUAUUCGAGAGAGUAAUGAUUAAUUAUUUUCAGGUGGUUACAGUGACCGCAGCUCAGAGAGAAAGGUCACGUGACAUUACAUGGACAAUAGACGAAACGUUCUUUAUGUCGAGGGAGCUGCUGGACCGCUACAAGCGCAUCAUCGUGCAGAACAGGAGUGGUGACGUCAUCACCCACUGGAGGGACGGUGGGUUUUGGGUGAACUUCACGAGUUCAAAAAAACGGUUAUAUCUUAAACCCGGUAAAUCGUUUCUGGUUUCAAUGUCCUGACUUGGGGUUUCGCUCAGACAAAGGACGUUACCCGUUUUCAACAACGACCAUCAAGGGCCAUAAUGCGAGGCUUAUAAAUAUUUACCACAGAGAAUUGGUGGGGUGGGAUUUUUAAAGAAAAUGUCUCGUAUGGGGUGGGGAUGGGUUGGAGGAACAAAUGAAACCAUCAGUGCUCAGAAGGAGUGUUCAUAUGCUUCUACAUUUUAAGUGCCAACGAUCAAUGUAUGGAUCAUUCUCGCUCCUAUGUAUGUAGAGGGGAUUUGCAAUGUUUCUGUGCCUGGUAUUUCCUGUCUGCAAGGGCCAAUCAGUGAGAGUAUCAUGAACUGCGGGGUGGCAGGCCUGAGGCGAUGGACGCAAAUGUGUCAAGUGGUGCCUCAACUGUUCCUUUUGGAGGCGUGUUCCAGUCCCUGAUUUUUUAUUUUGGCAGGAAGUUGCAGUUCCUGUACUGUGUUCUUGCUUUUAUAUGUCGUAAAUGCCUGUCACCGCAGUAUGUGGGAGAGAGGGACGAGUUUCUGUUUAAUGCUGGAGCAGUGGACCAGCCUAUUAUUGAUCUUGUUCAUGAUGGGAGCCUGGAUAAUCGUUUUCGUUAGUUCAAUGGUUACCAGUCGAGUGUUUCGAGCAUGCUGCCAACACUAGAGGUGAAAUUAGAUGAAAUUCAAUGUCGAUAUCUCUGAAUUUUGUGUAAUUAACAAAAAACAAAUUCCAGAUCUUGUGAUUUCUUCCUGCGAAGUCUAAACCAUCGUCACAUUGUGACGGAUGGAUGCAAGUAAAAAAAAAAAAAAUAUUUCAGAUAAAAUGUAAUUCUGUUACUAUAAUAUGACACUUAAUGUACAAAUGUGUUUUAUUAUCUAAAGCUGCUGAUCGUGCUUAACGUUAGGCAAAUAAAACAACCAAGUCUUUUUUAAAAAAUUUAAAAAAUCUUUCCGUGUCCCUUUAGGCGAGUCGGACGCUCUUGAGGCCAACGUGACGCACACCUGUCCAUGGUCGUACGUGAGUGUCACCAACGAGAACAGGACUCCUAGGACUCACCUGGAGGUCAAGUGUCUGACCAAAAGAUGCUUAUCCUUUUCCGAGAGGGAAUUUGUUCCAAAUGGUAAGAUAUUACUUGUUCCCAACUCAUAUGUCGCAACCCUAAAUGGGAUUCUGGGUUUCUUCUGUUGGGGGGGGGGGGNUUUAGAUAGUUCAUAUAAUAGUUUCACAAUACUGAAUCUAUUUGAGGGUUCAAUCUCGUACCGUACUGCAGUCUCUUCGCUUCUAUGUCAUGGUGUCUCGGCUCAGUUUUCUCCUACAAAAGGGGUUCGCUCCUGUACAAACGUUUUUGAACCUAUGAACCUAUAAAACCUAUGAACCAUAGCACGAUUUAUGUUCUAUUUAACAUUUUAAAAAUUGGACACGUAACAUAUUAAUUUUUAUGUCCCCCCCCCCCACCCUCCUUCCAACCAACAUUCUUAGAAAAGAAUUAUUGCUGUUAUACUUUCAUGGUUUAUUUUACAGAACCUACGAAUGAUUCAAUCUUGAACUACUCACUUCUUCUAACUACUACACUGGCUUGCGAUUUGAAUUAAUUUGCCUAAAUCUAUCACUUAUCAUAAAUUAUAAACCUGAGGAUAGAUUCAUUUAUUUGUUUUUAAGGAGAGACACUCUAAUUUAGUCGGCUCCUUAAUUGUCAUAGGAAUUUCAAGUUUGAAAGGAGAAGAGCAUGUCUGCUAAAAAAUAGUCAAGCUAAUUUCAAUUUUGAAGUCAUGUUGGUUAUUAUUAUAUAAAAUAAAUGCAAUCAUAACUUAAUUUUCAGUGACAACAUGUGCGCAUGUGAACCAGCACAAUGACAUCAUUUUUUUUAUAAUUUGAAAUGAAACCAGUUUCACCAAAAUACUAUGUUAUUUCUAGAGUAUUCUCUUGUCAAGCUUUGCAAUGGUCAUGUGUGCACAGUUUCUGCGUAUUUACGGAUGUCCUUAUGCUCCAAUUUUCUUAUAAAUGCUUCUUCAAUUAAAAAAAAAAUUAAUAGUGCUGACAAUUUCAAUGUUUCUCCCAUUCAGGCCGGUUGCUGAAGCCCAAACAAAGGAUGACCUACGAGUCUAAGGGUUGCUGCUCCCAGGUUUUUGCCGCCAAAUGGGUGAAGGUCCGGCAGUCGAUGAAAAAUGGAGAGGUGAAGGACGUCAAGCGAAUCCUUCCCGUGGCCGUGGCUUGCACCUGCUCUUAUGAACCGACCCCAAAACGCAGAAAACAUCAAUAGAUGGAGGAUUUUCACUUAGGCAUAGAAGAGCAAAAGAUGUUGAUUUUUUGGUUGUAUUUUUUGGUGUGUUUUCAUGUUUCCUAUAUGCCACUUGUUGAAUUUCAUCAACAGUAAACGAUUUAAGUAUUUAAUAUACGCGAAUACAAAAUGUGGCAAGGACUGUAAACAAAUGUAUGCUAACAUAUAACUUGUAUCAAAAAAGUUUUUUUUAAAAGUAAAACCGCAUCCAUUUUGUUUCUGUGCCAACCCACUCACCCCCAUGCCUACUCCCCAAGUAAAAAUUAAAAAAAAUAUAUAUAAUGGCCAUGGCCUCAUACAAAUUCACUUAUUUAAAAAAUCCAUGAUAACUGCAACUUAAUGGGACAACUGCACUAACAUGUUUUUUUUUCAAAUUAAAAAAAUAUAAUUAUGCAUUAGUUGUCAUUACUUGAGUAAAAUCUUAACCAACAAAAACGCAUAAAAGCAAAAUAUUCAUUUCAUUAUUAAAAAAAACAAAACAAAAAAAACACAAUAAUAUUGAUAUACCUCACGGUAUGAUCUCACUUUGUCUAAAUAAUCAUAGAAGAAGUAGACUUAAAAUUAAAUGAAAACCAGCUAAGACAAAUCUAAAAAAAAAUCAUUCGUUAUUCGAAAUUAAAACCAAAUUACAUUGUCCUGCAAGACUCCAGUAAUUUUUUUUUAAUUGACUGAUAAAAAUAAAGUAAUAAUAAUAUAAAAAAAAAAUUGGUGUGAUUUGGUCAACGACCUUCACACACCGAGAAUUGAAUUUUAACAUUGAUUUUUAACAUCUGGAUGAUAUGCUCGUGGAUAAUUAAAAUGUGUCGCUAUUUAACUUCAGUAACAUAUCCAUGUCCAUUUCCACGGAAACCAUUGUCUAAAUCAGUGUCUCUAUUGUGAUCUUACAUCAAAUAACAGCUUUGUACGACAUUUUUUUGUGUGCAUAUAAUUUGUAACUAUAAAACGUUAUGGCUCUCCAGCGAUCUACUACCAAGUCACGUGAAGGAAAAUGUCCCAUCAAAUAUCUUUAUUAUCCUGAUGUUUAAUUUUCUUUACAAUUAAACGUUGAAUAAUCUCAUUGACCUGGCAUCAUGUUAAAUAUCAGGUAAAUCAAUUUACAAUGGCAUUUUUUUUCCUUGUACUUCUAAAUGUUGCGAAAUAAUUUGGUUAAAGUCACUGUCCUUUUAAAGUAAUCGAUUCUGAGAAAUUUGUUGACAAGCUAAGACAAAUUCAUCACUAUAAGAUAUCUGGGUUUUUUUGUUUGUUUUUUUUUUUUGUUUUUUUUUUGUAAACUG